AAACUCAAUCUCAACAUAAUCCCCCUGCGGAUCGCCCGGCUUUCCACUGAGUAUUACCAACGUGGCAGAUGCUAGCCAUAUAUUGUCAGACACCACACCCUCCGAGAAUAGUAGUAGCAGAAUAUUUCGAAUCCCACAAAUGAGCACGCCAUAUUUCGUCGUACUGCUAUGAUCACGUCGCUAUGUAUCAGUCCGAGACGAAGCUUACAUUGGGUCAUGGCUUGGUUCUGCCUCGGAGACAUACUGUGGCAUCUUAGCAGCAUAUUUUACAAUGAAAUUCUCACUCCAAUUUCUUGCGCUGACUGCGCCUAUUUUGAUCAUGGGCUCCCCUGUCCCACCGCCCGACUUUGGCCAAACCGACGUCGGUUGGACUAAGAGAGAGGCUGCACCAGUCCCGCCGACCGAUUUCACCCAGACCGACGUAGGCUGGGCCAAGAGGGAACCCGCCGCUGUUCCACCUCCGGACUUCACCCAAACAGAUGUCGGCUGGGCUAAGAGAGAGGCCGCUCCGGCUCCACCUCCCGACUUUGGUCAGACUGAUGUCGGUUGGACCAAGAAGGUCAGGAAGGCAGCUGUUCCUCCGCCUGACUUCACCCAGACCGAUGUUGGGUGGACCAAGUAAAUCAAUGCAUGAGAAAGCUCGUCCAUGAUUCAUGAUUUACGAAGUAGGCAAGCUUGGGGGCAAGGCACAUUUGGGAAGAGAAUAUGUACUACCUCAUAGACCGGAACCAGUUUGACGAGUUUUGAAGUCUCAUGAAUGCAAAUGAAUGCGAAUGUCUAAACUGAAUUGCAUUCAAUUGCUUUGAUGUCUUGCGAAGGCGGAGUCCCUAUUGUGCCAGUGACUUGCGUGUUCGUAGCAUUGUACAUCAGUCUCAG
This is a messenger RNA of Truncatella angustata, 876 nucleotides long. RefSeq lists its product as uncharacterized. Lineage: Eukaryota; Fungi; Ascomycota; Sordariomycetes; Amphisphaeriales; Sporocadaceae. The record is from RefSeq and is a predicted model, not a curated record. The transcript has 3 exons. Bases 272 to 622 code for a protein of 116 amino acids.